Molecule: messenger RNA, 2455 nt
Organism: Acanthochromis polyacanthus (spiny chromis)
Lineage: Eukaryota; Metazoa; Chordata; Actinopteri; Pomacentridae
Product: trypsin-2-like
Exons: 6
Coding region: 134-1051 (305 amino acids)
Biological process (GO): proteolysis
Molecular function (GO): serine-type endopeptidase activity
Source: RefSeq, a predicted model, not a curated record
CUUUCCAGACCUUCAUCAUACCUGCUUCACCUGCUGCCGCUGUGUCUGUGGUUUGAUGACGGAGCUUCACGUCGACCCCUCCCGACUCUGAAAGUCUGUCAAAGAUCGGCUCAGGUCAGUCUGAAGAUUCACCAUGAAGCAGCUCAGAGUCGCUCUGCUCGCCGUCAUCGUCUCAGGAUGCUGUGCACAGCUGGACGUCUGCGGCACCGCUCCUCUGAACACUCGGAUCGUCGGCGGUGAAGAUGCUGCAGCAGGAACGUGGCCGUGGCAGGCCAGUCUGCACAACAGCUUCGGACAUUUCUGUGGCGGUUCUUUGAUCAAUAACGAGUGGAUCCUGACUGCUGCUCACUGUUUCUCCAGCAACAGUCCUACAGGGUUCAUCGUCUACCUCGGACGUGACACCCAGCAGAGCCUGAACCCUAACGAGGUUUCUCGGACGCUGUCGCGGGUGAUCCGACAUGAGAACUACAGCUCCACCACCAACGACAAUGACAUCGCCCUGCUGCAGCUGUCCUCGUCCGUCGAGUUCAACAACUUCAUCCGACCCUGCUGCCUGGCAGCUGACGGCAGCGUCUUCCCGGGUGGAACGUCCUGCUGGGUCACCGGCUGGGGAGACAUCCGAAGUGGAGUUUCUCUUCCUUCGCCUCAGCGGCUGCAGGAAGUCAACGUUCCCAUCGUGACCAACAGCGACUGCAGCAACUCCUACGGUGGAAUCACCGACAACAUGAUCUGUGCCGGACUGACGGAGGGAGGGAAGGACUCCUGCCAGGGUGACUCCGGUGGUCCGCUGGUCAGUAAAAACGACUCCAUCUGGGUUCUGGCUGGCGUGGUGAGUUUUGGAAAUGGCUGUGCUGAGCCUAACUUCCCUGGAGUCUACGCCCGAGUGUCUCAGUACCAGUCGUGGAUCAACAGCUUCAUCGCCACCAACCGUCCGGGCUUCGUCUCCUUCCAGGCGGACUCUAGUUUGACCACCGGGGCGGCGCCGUUCGUCUCCAUGUCCCUGCUGCUGACCGUCCUGCCCGUCAUCUUCUCCGUCUUCGUCCUGUCAUGAGAGGUUUAUUGAAGCUGCACCGAUUUAACCAAAACCGUCUCUUGUUCACUUUAAGAUUCAUUUUUCUUAAAACAAGCUAAAAUUCUGCUCACGGAGUCAAAUAUUUCCUCCUUUCUUGUUCAUUUUGCAGUGCAUUUAUAAUUUUACAAGACAAAGGAAACUACUUUCCUUUAGCUGGAAUGUUUCUCUUUUUGUUUGUAAAAUGACUAAAACAGAUUAAAUUAAAUGUCAUGUAAUUUCCUAUUAGUUGAUAUUUAUUAAUUAAUAAAUUAAUUUGAAAGAGGUGAAAUAAUCUGAUCCCAUCAGCAGAACGUGAUGUUUUUAUUUAGUUAGUGUUGACUGGAAUUAAAUUAAGUACUUUUAAUGUGAAGGUGAAAUAUUAUAAAGCUAUGGACCCACCACUAUUAGAAUAAUCACAACCUUUUAUAGUGUUUAAUCAUACUAAAUAAAAAAUAGACCCAUAAAACUUCAAAAAAUGCAUCAAAAAUAAAAUUUAUGUCACAACCAAGUUCUUUUAUUCUGUUUUUGAUUAAAUUGGGCUGACUUGAUAAACAUACUAAUAUUCCAUCUAACAGUUAAUUUUAUUGUUUAUUUUUUUCAUUUUGUGCAACCCAAAAUAAAUAAAAGAUUAGUUGUGCAAUUAACUGAACUGUUAGAAACUACUUUUAAAUAUUUGAACACAGAAGAAAAUAUUUCAGUAUUGCAAGUAAAAGCAAAUUAUUAAAAUAGCAAUUAUUUAAAUUGUAAAUUAGUUUUACAUUUUAUUUUUUAUGUAUUUUUUGAGUUUUAAUAUUGAAUGUAUUGAUGAAUUUGCAAUUUAAGUCAAGAAUACGGAAACAGAAUUAGUUCAUUAUGAGUCUGGCUAUCUUUUUUAAAUAUUUAUUUUUAGCUGUGUGUUUUAUAUACAUUGUUUAAAUGUAAAUUAUGAAUACUUUGCUUUAAGAUUUUAAAGCAAAGUCUAUGAGCUCCUUAAAAUAAUGUUAAUUAAUUAGAGUUAUUUUAGCACUCUGCAGACUCCACAGAAGCCGUUUACAUGAACAGAUUCGACUGAACACCAUCAAUCAAAUCUUUGUACAAACUUUUGACUGUUUUUGUCCGGAAAAUCUCACGUAGCAUUUACCUGUAGAUUUAUUUUAUGAAGCACUUAUUAUAUAUCUUGGGCACUGAUGGAGCAAUGAAGAAGGAACUAUUUUAAUUUAUUUUAUGAACUUUAUUAAUCUGGUUGUAAUUGAUUACUUUGAUGUUUACUGUCUUCCACUGUUUGAACUGUGAUUCACUAUUUGAGUUCUGCACACAUGAACAAAUCAAAUAAUAUCUACAAUCAUUGACUUUAAUUGCACUGAUCUGUAGAUCCAUCUUGAAGUUAAAUAAAACCAAUAAAGCAUGUGGCACUUUGAAUGUAAA